CCAACUCAACAAUUGUGGCCAGGAUAAGAGGAGGGCUUUUCUCCUCUCUUUCGCUGCUAGACUGCUUCUGAAAAGGCAUGGCUUCUUCUAUCACUCUCCCCAGCCUUCAAGGUUCUUUGCUGCGAUCUCGAUUCCUUGGGCAAAACCCCAUUUCCCAUCGUCCUCACAAGUCAGCUUUCCCAGUUGUCAAACAGCCUAAGACCUUUUGUGCUAAGUUUGACUUGUUUGAAAUCUUGGGAGGUAGGGGACUCUGCAAUGGAGAAAAAGGUAUAGAAGUUGAGCUCAAGAGAAACGUAGAGGAAGCAUCAUCGCCUAUUACAACAGAUGAACAAAGUUCUGGCAGCACGGCAAUCUCAGUUCCAGAAGAUGCUUUUGAAAAGGAGCUGAUGGGGCUAACUGGAGGAUUUCCUGGUGGUGAAAAGGGAUUGAAAAAGUUCGUUGAGGAAAACCCACCUCCACCAAAGCAGUCAGUUUCAGAUUCACGGAUCACUGAUGGAAAGGCAGGGGUCCUUUUUGAGGGAGGAAACUGGGACCGACUGAUAACGUUUCGCCUUGACGAGCUUGAACGCAGAGAAAAGGGCCCUCCAAUGAAGAAUCCCAAGUCUGCUGCUCUUGAAGCUAUGCUAGAGAAGGAUCAAAAGUGAUGGUUCCAUUUUACUUCUCUGUCUCAUGAAUGAAUGGUAUGCAUUAUUUGCAGUUUAGACAGUUAAAGCUUAGAUAGGAAUCAAUGCCAUGGAUACCUCAAACAUCAAAAACGAACAAAUUCACAAAUCUUCUAACAUCAAAGAUCGACAUUAACAAGUAAAAUAUACAGAUAUGGAUUAGAAAAGGCUUCAAUUCAAUAACUUUUCUAUGUGUUUAUUCACUGAAAAUGGUGUUGUCCCUUUCUCUGUUUUCCUCACCACACACCAAUAUCAUUAGAAAAUUAAGGUUUCAAUAUUCAGACAUGAAAAAGAAAUGAGCAAACUAAAAGUCCAUAGUCCAUGUAAUUGUGUUUCCAUGUAAAUGAGAAAAUUGUCUUUCCUUGUUGAACCUCCAUCAGAUGAUCAGAAACAGCCACCCAACUGCCAAAAUUGUGUCAAAACAUAUCAAUAAAUAUCUAACAUUCUAAAGCCAAAAAAAA
Theobroma umbraticum is the source of this 1123-nucleotide messenger RNA. RefSeq names its product NAD(P)H-quinone oxidoreductase subunit S (gene NDHS). The record is from RefSeq and is a predicted model, not a curated record. Gene Ontology annotation, biological process: photosynthetic electron transport chain. NCBI's taxonomy places the organism in Eukaryota, Viridiplantae, Streptophyta, Magnoliopsida, Malvales, Malvaceae.